AUGAAUGAAAGAUCUGGCGAUGGAAAUGGCCCAAAAGUGCCAAGAGGUCCGGCGAAAGUCUCCAUAUGGGAGAAGCUUCAAGACCAAAUAAAUCCGAGGCCUCCGGACGAUGACGAGCCGCAGGACUGGUGGUUCGCCUCGACCGCCAUCCCCUUGAUAGCGGCCACCACCAGUCCCUUUGCAAACGUGAUGUCGGUGGUCGCGCUGGCUAUGUCCUGGAAGAGUGAAAUCCAUCCUGAACAACAGGAUCCGGAGGGGAACCCGGUGCAGGUGUUGCUGGCUGACCCUAGAUGGUGCAUUGGUCUGAACGCUACCUCUCUUGCAUUUGGGGUGCUGGGGAAUCUCUUUCUUUUGUUCAACUUCACCCGGACUAUCCGGUAUAUUAUCGCUCUGCCUGCUUCUAUUAUUCUUUGGCUCUUAGCGACCGCCAUUUUGGUCGGAAUCACCAGCUCAGUACACAUCUAUGCCAGCCCGAUACCUCCAAACCAGACCUACUCGCAGGCAUACUGGUAUGCGGUAAUCGCGGCGAUCCACUAUUUCAUCCUCACCUCUAUCCUCAUGAUUAACAUGCUUGGAUACUUUCUUGGACACUAUCCUCAAUAUUUUGCCUUGACAGAUGGUCAACGAACCUUGAUUCUCCAGACGACCGCUUUUGGGAUCUGGCUUAUAGUAGGCGCUGCUGUCUUCCAGAAGGUCAUUGGGAUAUCGAUCGCAGAAGCACUGUAUUUCUGCGAUAUCACAAUUCUAACGCUUGGCUUCGGCGAUGUCACCCCAAAGACACCAGUUGGGAGAGGACUUGUCUUCCCAUACGCCGUGAUUGGGAUAAUCAUCUUGGGUCUAGUAGUUGGAAGUAUUAACAAGAUAAUCAGAGACCUCCAAGACACAAACGUUGUCCAAAAGCACACCGAACGACGACGAGAAGCGACAAUUUCACGAUCCCUCAUGGAGGAAGACCUCCAACAGCGCCUGAGACUAACCCCCAACACAUCCAAAAUAGCAUAUCGACCCAAACACACCCGGAAAACACCCAUCAUAAGUAAAGUGACAGCCAUCUACCGCGACGCGAUCGGCCGACCAAAGGACAUCGUCAUGAAAGAAGAAAAAGACAGAUUCGACGCCAUGCGCGCCAUCCAAUACGAAAGCGUUAUCUUCCGUCGCUGGUACCGGCUCAUACUCAGUCUCAUUGCCUUUGGGAUCCUGUGGACCUGUGGCGCUGUGGUAUUCUGGGCUUUGGAGGAGCAGUUCACGUACUUCCAGGCUUUGUAUUUUGCGUUCUGCUCCCUUUUGACUAUUGGUUACGGGGAUAUUACGCCCACCACUAACGCGGCGAAGCCUUUCUUCGUCGUGUGGUCGCUCAUCGCUAUCCCGACUAUGACUUCGCUCAUCUCCGAGAUGAGCAAUACCAUCGUCGCGGUGUUUAAGCACGCCACUAGUCACGUCGCAGAUUAUACCGUCCUCCCACGAACGGGGAAAUACAAGUCCUUUAUCACCAAGUUUCCGCCAAUCCAGAACUAUCUCGAAAAACGCGAGCAAAACAAACGAGUCAACCGGGGCUUUCAAAUCGGCCCAGACGACAUAGAAGGGACACAAACCGGCGAGUCCUCAGGCGGCGCAAGAAACAAACAAUCAAUCGAGAAAGAAGGAGACAAAGAACCGUCAGACUUCGACCUAGCCCAGCGUCUCGCGUUUGCUAUACGUCGGACGACCCGGGAUGCCGUCAAUGGACAUCCGAAGCGCUACAACUACGACGAAUGGGUGGAGUUUACCCGGAUGAUUCGAUUCACGGAUCCGAAUGCGGGGGAUACGGUGUUGUAUGAGGAUGAAUAUGGGAUUCUGAAUUGGGAUUGGAUGGGUGAGAAUAGUCCCAUGUUGGCUUCGCAGACAGAACCGGAAUGGGUUCUUGAUCGGCUUUGUGAGAGUAUGAUCCGGUUUAUCUCUACGCAGGCGCAGAAGAGACGGUCGGACGGUGUAGGGGAUAUAGACGAGGAUGAGCCGACGUUGAGGAAGGAGAAGGAUAUUUAA
Aspergillus oryzae RIB40 is the source of this 2022-nucleotide messenger RNA. Its product is annotated as potassium channel family protein. The record is from RefSeq and is a predicted model, not a curated record. Bases 1 to 2022 code for a protein of 673 amino acids. The transcript has 3 exons. Gene Ontology annotation, molecular function: potassium ion leak channel activity. Gene Ontology annotation, cellular component: membrane. NCBI's taxonomy places the organism in Eukaryota, Fungi, Ascomycota, Eurotiomycetes, Eurotiales, Aspergillaceae. Gene Ontology annotation, biological process: potassium ion transmembrane transport; stabilization of membrane potential.